CACUGCGAGAGUGCACACACAGAGAAUAAAAAAAUACAUUGAAAAUGUUUAAAUUCUAAAUUAAAUUCAAAUAUUAAACUAUAAUUAAUUUUGAGAUGAAAACUUAUUUUUUUAAUCCAAAUUUCAUAUAAAUAUAUUACAAGUGAAGUGACUAUCAUGGCUGUAUUUUUUGUUUUGUUAGCCGCAGUGGUUAUUUUGACUUAUAUUUGGUUUCAAUACAAGUUUACUUAUUGGUCAAGAAAAGGCGUGAAUGGUCCGAAACCUGUGUUUCCCUAUGGUAAUAUACGUGAUGCACUCAGAAGAAAAGAUCAGUUUUUUCAACCAUACUGUGACAGUUAUGUUAAAUUUAAAAAUUUACCCUACGUGGGCAUGUAUUCAUUUUACCGGCCAGUAUUGUGUGUGAAUGAUUUGGAAAUGGCUAAGCACAUUUUGAUUAGUGAUUUCGAUCACUUUCAAUCACGUGGGAUUUACUCUGGAGGGCGCAAUGACCCGUUAGCGGAAAAUUUAUUUAAUAUUUCUGGCAAGCCUUGGAGACAGUUACGGUUAAAAAUGUCGCCGACGUUUACUUCCGGAAAACUAAGAACAAUGUAUCCAUUUGUGGAGGGAGUGGCAAAUAAAGCUCGCAGUUAUGCUGACAUGCUCUACUCGAAAGGGAAAUCCAUCGAUUUUUCUGAAUUCUAUGAGAGAUAUGCUAUGGAAAUCAUUGCAAAUGUUGGAUUUGGUGUUGAAUGUAACGGUUUGACGAAUCCGCAAUCAGAGUUCGACUGUUGCGGACGUGAAUAUUUUGAAAUAAAGUCGCUAUACUGGUCUAUUAUACGAGCAUUUGCAUUUAUCGCUCCUGAUCUUUUCUCCAAGUUACGUAUAAGACGUAUCAGUCGAAAGGUGGAAAACUUUUUCUAUGGCUUGGUUAAAGAAACUGUCAGCUACCGCCAAAAACAUAACUAUAAGAGGAAUGAUUUUCUGCAAACACUUAUUGACUUGAUGAAUGGACAAAUUGUCAGUGAAAACGGUGAUAUUAAACGGGUUCACGAUUUCCCAUUCUCAAUGAACGACGUGGCAGCGAAUGCUAUGUUGUACAUGAUAGCAGGAUAUGAGACUUCGGCAAAGACUGGACAAUUUGCAGCUUACCAGCUCGCUCUAAAUCCUCACAUUCAAACAAAAGUGAGGGAUGAAAUAGACAGAGUGCUGGCUAAGUAUGACGGGGAGUGUACUUAUGAAGCGCAGAACGAAAUGAUCUAUCUGAAUAUGGUGCUUGAUGAGACGAUGCGACUCUAUCCAGCGCUACGAGCAAUAUUUCGGCGUUGCAAUAAGCCAUACAAGCUACCCAACAGUGAUGUAGUCAUUGAAGAAGGUACAUUAGUAUUUGUGCCCAUACAAGCGAUACAUAUGGAUCCACAGUUUUAUCCCGAACCCGAGAAAUUUGAUCCCGAAAGAUUUGCGCCAGAAAAGAAAGCAAAGUUUCAUCCUUGUCAGUGGAUGCCUUUUGGAGAAGGACCAAGGAAAUGUUUAGGAGCACGCCAAGGAUAUAUACAAUCAAAGCUGGCCUUAAUUAAGAUGUUGCAAAAAUACGAGUUGGUUCUGGAUGAACGGACGGCGGUUCCUUUAAAACUGAAAACGUCCUGUCUAGUGUGGGCGGCUGAAGGAGGAGUAUGGCUUAAGCUUAGAGAACUUAACAAUAAUGGACUUACAUCAUAAGAAAAUAUAUUUUAGUCUAAUUUUGGAAACAACUGUAUCUCCAGAUCUUUAUAGAUUCAUUAGUAGGUGUUGAAACCAACUGGACUAAUUGAAUUACGCAAGAAUAAAGUUUGCGAAUUGGUUGAUCAAUCACAUAAUGAUUUUGGAACUCAUGUUGCUACAAGCACAGAUAAUAUAAUAUUACAUACUACUAGUAACGCUAUCUAUUGAGAAUACAGAAUUCCUAAGGAGGUUUUCAUUUUAUAUGUAAUAAUAGUAUAGUAGAAGUAAGGGAAGAACGAAUAUAAAGUAAAGUAUAAACUAUAAACUAAAUAAAAAAAGUAUAAACUAAAUCCGCCUUAAUAAUGUCCUUUGUCGCUAAUAUACCUACAGUCGAUUUAGUCGAGCUUUAGAGUUAUCAAUAAUAUUAAUAAUUAUUUUGAAAGUCAAGUGUACAUUUUUGCUUAGUAUCUCAGACCUACAAAAGUUAUAGACGGACCUCUAUGUACAGUAAAAAUAAACUAUGGCUUCAAUAGGCUAUAAUAUAUCGUCCGCAUUUUCUAUGAUUUAUUUGUUGAUCUGAGCGUAUUAAGCUUUCAUAUUAUAAAACCACCGAUGCAUAGAUAUAGUACACCAAUUCCUUAUAAGAGAAGAUUUCAUAUGUUUUAAAACUGUAAUAAGCUGUUCCUAAAGUAUUAUUGCCUGCUUUAAAUGGUUGUGACCGUAUAAUGAAGAAUGUUACUAGGUAUGCCAAAUCGGUCGAAAGUUUGAUAUAGUAAAGUUUGUAUGAAUACAAAUAUACUAGUUUUUGUUUUAGUCAAAAAUAUCUAUUAAUUUUGAUUUUAUAGGCAUUUAAACUUACGAUAAAUUUCGAGUCCCGCUAACAGUCACGUGACGUGUGACGUCAUUUUACAACAGUCCACUCCACUUAGUAGCGAGUCGUCAGUAUUUUGUUUUGUUUUCAUCCGCGCAUUACGUUAUUAUUCUAUUAAUUAAUUAAAUGCAUGAGGGAUUCAAAAAUGGCAAUCGUAUAAUAUGCUUAAAAUAGAUGCAUUAAUGGUUGCCCAUUAUUUAUCAACAAAUAGUGAUUUCGUUGACGUCGAAAUGCGAGGAAUA
Molecule: messenger RNA, 2790 nt
Organism: Achroia grisella
Lineage: Eukaryota; Metazoa; Arthropoda; Insecta; Lepidoptera; Pyralidae
Product: probable cytochrome P450 6a13
Exons: 5
Coding region: 157-1695 (512 amino acids)
Molecular function (GO): iron ion binding; monooxygenase activity; oxidoreductase activity, acting on paired donors, with incorporation or reduction of molecular oxygen
Source: RefSeq, a predicted model, not a curated record